Aspergillus puulaauensis is the source of this 369-nucleotide messenger RNA. RefSeq lists its product as uncharacterized. The transcript is spliced from 3 exons. The coding region runs from base 1 to 369 and encodes 122 amino acids. The record is from RefSeq and is a predicted model, not a curated record. Lineage: Eukaryota; Fungi; Ascomycota; Eurotiomycetes; Eurotiales; Aspergillaceae.
AUGAACGACGGUCCAUCCGGGCGGGUGGUUGAAGGCAUUACCUAUCAAACCCACCAGAAUUGUCAGCUUUCAUCCUUCAAACUACGAAACCACCUGUCUGUCGCAAUGGGUGGAGGCGGAAAGAUCCCAUACCCCAAGGAAGUCUGGUCUCCCGCCGGAGGCUGGUACGCUCAACCUGCAAACUGGAGGGCGAAUACCGCUAUUAUCGGUGCUGCCAUGAUCGGAAUCGUCGCUGCGGUAUGGAGCAUUAGCGCGGAACGCGAACACCGGGAUAAGAUGCCAGAGCCGGGCAGGUUCUUCCCCAGCCGAUACUGGAGCAAGCAGAUUAUCGAACACGAGAGGCAGCAGACCGCCAAGAAUGACUCAUAA